Cercocebus atys (sooty mangabey) is the source of this 3176-nucleotide messenger RNA. RefSeq names its product killin, p53-regulated DNA replication inhibitor (gene KLLN). NCBI's taxonomy places the organism in Eukaryota, Metazoa, Chordata, Mammalia, Primates, Cercopithecidae. The record is from RefSeq and is a predicted model, not a curated record.
GGGCAGGGGGCGGUAGGCGGGGGCAGGAGCGGUAGCUCCGGGUGCGAGCGCAAAGCCCCCAAGCCGUAGGCUCUACUGAGCAUGCCCAGUGUGGCUGCCUAGAGCUCGCUCGGGCCGGUUCCGAGCCGCCAGCCUGCAACUGCACUUGCCGCGGCUGCUUUUGCAGCAGCGCGAGGCGAGGAUAACGAGCUAAGCCUCGGCCUCUGCCCAGAAACCCAGCCGGAGGCAGGAUAGGCUGUUGCGGGGCGGGGGUGGAGGACUGAUGAUGAAAGCUGAGAUGGGUGCGUUGAGCAGUGUCACUGACUCGAGUCUCAGGUUACCUGUGCACAGGUGGAAAGGACCAGGUGACCACGCUGGUCAGUAUACAGGGAAAUGCAGGGGCGGUCCUUGCAAGGGGAAUACCCUCCCCCCUGCCUCUGCCCCUGGAUUUCCGCGGCGUGGACUGCAUUCGCUCUUUUGCAUCGCUGUCGAUCACAAUCGUUCGCAGAGAUUUGACUGUAGCAGCCUUUGCCUAGAGAUUCCUCCUUUCCCCAACCCUGUGUCCUCAGGAUGUCAGUCUUAGCACAAAGAGCAACCUGCUAUUGUGUUUCCAGCGUGCAUCACCUCAUCCGGCUCCCUUGUAGCGCCCCACCUCUCGCUUCCCCGGUAACUCGGCUUGUUUGCCCUAAAAAUGAAAGCUCUCAGCCGAGCGUGCUGAACGUGAACACAUCGCCGUUGAAUUUCCAGAGCCCAAAGGGCACCUAUCUAAAUGAACUGAAAGAGGAUCCCCGUGAGUAGGACGCACCCCGCAGCCCUCUCCUGCGCCCGCUCCGGUGCCCCUAGGAGACUAGAGCAUCUCUCCCCCUGGGGCUCCAAGUCGGUUCGCCGCGUCGGACUCAAGCUCGGUUCUUAGAGACCACCUAGCCCCGCCCCCCCUUGGCCUCCGUGAAAACCCGGCGGGAUGGAUCGCCCGGGGCCAGGCUCCACGCGCCCCGGCCAGACCAUGCACGUUCGGGGUUACCAGGUUGAGUGGAAAGUACGGAACGGUAGGAAGCUGCAGCCCAGCGAGUGGGCGGGGCAAGGAGACCUAGGAGGGUUCAAAAGGGGGUGGAAGGAUACACGGGCCACAGUCGGAACUACUUUCCGAAGGAGGUCACGUGUGUUCCUAGUUGGGGAACUUUCCAAAUUCCCACUCCCCGGUGAUAGCUCCGGAGGCAAGUACUCUUCUUCUUUUGCUCGGGGUGUUCUCGCCUGGUGCAGGCUGCAGAACCCCAGCCCUUCCCGCGCCGCGGCGGAAACAGGGACUCGGACCAGCCUCCCGAAGGAGCGCUGUCGGGGCUGGCGCUUGGGGAGCUGGUUACACAAGCACCCACAUCCAAACACGUGCCCCCGCCUCCCCGCCUGCUGGCUGCCGCCGAUUCUUACAGAACGCGGGGAGAGAGUCCCCAAGCUGGUCCCAUUCCUCGCCUGCUACCCUAAGAGCAAGCCAAGGACGGAGACCUGAGACUCCUUGCUCUAGAUCGACCUAUACUGCGCCUUCCCAAACGUGGGAAAAGGAUCUGGGCGCUAGGGGUCUCGGGCCUCUCCCUCGCUGAUGCCCUGCCCCUUAGGGUGAACCCUUUUAGUUCUGUGCUUGCGGGUAUCUCCUGCUGCAGCCCAGAGCUUGCAUUCUCUGAUGUUGCAACAAACGUCCAGUCACUACCCCUGAGCUGGUGAGCGCGCCCCACCUACUGUAGACUCAGCCAAGUGACUUAUCUGGUCUGAGAACCUCGUCAAUGGCCGUCAGCCCAGAACAAACCUGUCAAGUCCGCUUACAACCCCGACUGGGCAGACCUGUCGCCGUGAGAGAGCUAAUUCAGAAAUGCAGAGAGUUGGAUCGCGCUCCUUCUACCCCGCACCGCACCCGUCAAGGAUCUACAAAGCAAAUAGUCGACCCGCUUAAAGAGAAUGAGCAUCAACACCAGUCUGGGAAUUUAUUGUUUUUUCAUUUCCCUUAGGAAGUAGAACUCCAGACCACAAUUUGAGUGAAAAAAUAUCUAACGAGACCUAGGUUGAAGCACUGAGUUGUUUUUCAAACUUUGAGAGAAUGAGAAUCAAUCUGCAUGUGUGUUCAAUAAUUGUAAGUGCCUAGGAAAGUCUAAAGAGGAUUUAUGCCGUAUUUGAGAAAGAGGACUGUAUAUGUGCACAUCAUAGUUGCAGGCAACCUGUGAAGACUGGAAACCCCAAGAGACCUAGCGCAGAAAGCCACAGGCCAUUACCUAACUCCGGGACUACUAAUUAAACCUGGGAUAUUUACAGUGUUCUUAGAGAUCUCUGAGGCGCCGUAAAACUUUUGCACUUAUAUACAGCAUUUAAGAUAGCUCUACAGGAGUUAACAACCUGCUGAAGCUUCAGUGUUGAUAUUUAUUGAAGGCUGGUUUUGUGCAUAGUUCUGGUCAGCUUGGGAAAGGCAAGGACCACAGUGGAAAAGGAAAUGGAAAGCAACCGGAAAAGAAUAAAAGGCAGGCCUCCAGUUGGUUUCCAGAGAUGCAGACACUGUCCACAUAGCCUAGGGUGAACUACAGAUUUCAUUAUUUUAUAAAUAACCAAGGAUAAGGAGCUCCUGAUGCCUAGGUGUUCUACUAGAUUGCAUGGUAAAAACCAGAGCUGUGUUUAAUUAUCAAUUACUGCGUGGUAGAAAAAGGGGGAAUGAAGAUGAACCUUUAAAAGGGGAGUAGAUUAGAGAGGGGUAAAAUGUCUCACAUUUGUUUCUCAGGUUGCUGAUCUUGUCCCCGGAGUCACUGUUAUUAGCACUGCCCUACUCUGCUCCUCCCCUGGAGCCUACCGUAAGUGACAAUUAGUCUCGUAUCUGAGAACCUCUGAACUCCGCUUUCAGGGAAGAAAAUGAAACAAGGGUGCAUUCCUGUCCCUGGUGCGACAGGAUCCUCUUGGAUUCCAUGGCACAGAGUUACUCUGGAGCAGAGAGGAUCUGCAUCACCAGCACUAAAGUGCUGGAAUAUGAGACCAGCCUCCAAGUACUUCCAUCUGGCUGAAGAAGGAAAAUGGGAAAUGGGUUUUGCUGCUUCUCUAAACAUCAGGUCCCUCUACUUCUCUCUAGUGGUGAAUGAAAGGAUCAUCAAUGUUGGCAGAUAUUUGGCCAGCCCGACAGCAACAUCAGGUGGUUAUUAGGAGUUGCUGAAUAAAAUCCUCCUUCUGUU